Molecule: messenger RNA, 5142 nt
Organism: Amphiprion ocellaris (clown anemonefish)
Lineage: Eukaryota; Metazoa; Chordata; Actinopteri; Pomacentridae
Product: myogenesis-regulating glycosidase-like
Exons: 6
Coding region: 332-2413 (693 amino acids)
Biological process (GO): skeletal muscle fiber development; carbohydrate metabolic process
Molecular function (GO): hydrolase activity, hydrolyzing O-glycosyl compounds
Source: RefSeq, a predicted model, not a curated record
CUUUUUAUGGUCGCAACGCCGUACGGGGUAGGUUGAGUGUAUUAUUAAAACCACACACUACUUAAUUGCGUGUUAUUGACACGGUCGUUCUGAACCUCGAAGACCUUCGAGAUAACUGGAAGAGCGGGUUGGAGACACGGUUUGGACAAAUCAAGCCUCAUUCACAAAUGGAGACGUUGCUAAAGAGUGGCAGGUAGACAGUCUGACUUUCCUUCACCUCUACAGCUGCCGGCACGCAGAUAUAUUCCUCCCUCACAGGCACUGACAGCAAGGUAACUACAGCUGUCCACACCUGUCACUCCUCCUCCACACCUCACUGCAAGUGUUCAGGAUGUAUCAGAUUGUUCCGGUGGCUCCUGGGGAGCAGCAGAUGGCUGGAGGAGCUGGUGGUUCUCCACUUAAGAAGAAACUGGCUCAUGAAGGCCGGCCUCUGGUGAUGGCAGGUAUGCUGGGCUGUGUGCUGGUCCUGGCUGCUGUAGUUGCCUGGUGCUACUACUCAGUGUCACUCCGGAAAGCCCACCUGCUGAAGACUGAGCUGUUAGACCUCAACAAGGAUGGUUUUAUCAUCCGCAACCAGGCAGGGGCUGUUAUCUUCACUAUGGCCUUCAGGUCUGGCACUCUGGAUCUGGACUCCUGCUCAAAGGAGAGAAAUAUUCUGAGCUGCACUCAGUCGGAUUCUGGCAAACUCAACUUCUUCAUCCAGACGGUCCGACCAAAGGACACGGUGAUGUGUUACCGCGUUCGCUGGGAGGAGCUGCAACACAAGCACUCAGUAGAGCAUGCCAUGACCUAUAAUGAGUCUCACUGGUAUGGAGGGGCGGAGACGGCAACACAGUACUGGCCUAUCAGGAUCCAAGGGGAAGAGGAACCGCGGCCUUUCAUCACCAGUGAUGUCUACUCCAAUAGAAACGCUUUUGGGGGAAUCCUGGAGCGCUACUGGCUGUCAUCUAAUGCAACUGCGAUCAAGAUUAAUGACUCGGUACCGUUUCAUUUGGGCUGGUCGGAGAAGAACAGCACACUGAGGUUCCAGGCCCGGUACCAGGACUCUUCUUUCAAACCACAAGAAGGACAGCAGGCUUUACCUGAACUCAGCUAUAGAGUGUGUGUGGGGUCAGAUGUUACCUCUAUUCACAAAUACAUGGUGCGUCGGUAUUUCGAAAAGCCCAUCAAAGUCCCGUCUCCUGAAGUUUUCAAACAACCCGUGUGGUCCACAUGGGCUCUCCACAAGACAGCUGUAACUCAGGAGAAACUGCUACGUUACGCCUCCGACAUCACCAAGCAUGGCUUCACAUGCUCCCAUCUGGAGCUGGACGACCGCUACACCGCCGACUAUGGAGAGUUUGAUUUUGACCCGCAGAAGUUUCCCAAUGUCAGCGGCAUGUUCGACAAACUCAGAGAAGACGGGUUUCAAGUGACGCUCUGGACGCAUCCUUUCAUCAACUAUGACUCCAUUAAUUUUGGUGUGGCCGUGGAGAAAGGGCUGUUUGUCCGGGAGCCGAGCGGUGAGCUGCCCGCUCUGGUUCGCUGGUGGAACGGGAUCGGAGGAAUCCUUGACUUCACCAACCCAGAAGCCCGUGAGUGGUAUUCCUCACAACUGCGCAUGCUCAAAAGCCGCUACGAUGUGACCUCCUUCAAGUUCGACGCAGGAGAGACAAGCUACCUCCCCCGUCAGUUCAGCACCCUGAUCCCGCUGUCUGACCCCUCCACCUUCACCCGCCGCUACACAGAAAUGGCCAUGCCGUUCAGUGAGCGCGCUGAGCUCAGGGUGGGUUACCAGAGCCAAAACAUCUCCUGCUUCUUCAGGAUCAUUGACAGAGACUCAGUAUGGGGUUACGAGCUCGGCCUCAAGUCCAUCAUUCCAACUGUCCUGACUAUUAGCAUUCUGGGCUACCAGUUUAUCUUACCUGAUAUGAUUGGAGGAAAUGCUUACCCCAACCGCACCGCAGGUGGGUUAAAUGAUAAAAGUGGUGUGCCAGACAGAGAGCUGUACAUCAGAUGGUUGGAGCUGUCAGCGUUUAUGCCUGCAAUGCAGUUCUCCAUACCACCGUGGGCCUAUGACAAUGAGGUUAUACAGAUUGCGCAGAAGUUCACAGAGCUCCACGAGACUCUGGUGGCCCCGAGGGUUCUUGAACUUGCAGGCGAAGUUCUCAAUACAGGAGACCCGAUCAUCAGGCCCCUCUGGUGGAUUGCCAAUGACGACGAGGCAGCCUAUAAGAUUGACUCCCAGUUCCUGAUCGGGGAUGACCUGAUGGUGGCACCGGUGUUAGAGCCGGGAAAGCAAGAGAGGGACAUCUACCUGCCUGCAGGACGAUGGAGAAGCUACAAGGGGGAACAUUUUGACAAAGGCCCCAUGUACCUCACUGACUACCCUGUGGACCUGGAUGAGAUAGCCUUCUUUACAUGGGUUCACUGAAGACGUCAAAGAAUUAGAGACGCACAAAUUCACACACAUACGUACACAUGCACAUUCUCUUGAGCACACAUGCCAAGAAGUAGCAGCGGAUGUUUGUUUUUCAAAAGGGAAAUUACCACUAGGGAUUUGCUUCCAAAGCUGAGUGCGAUUUAGGUGAAAUUUCACCUCAUGUUUCUUUAUCUGGCCUUCUGUCUGCAGAUUAUAACCCCCCACCCGAACAAUUAGAAUCCACUUCUGAUUCUCUUUUUGCAUCUUGAGCUGAUCCUCAUCCUCAUGUGCCUUUCCAUAGCCAAUAGUAAAACCGAUCUCAGAUUGUAUCACCACCGCAGUCUUCCAUCUAAUGAACAUCUAAUGCUACAAAUGUUCCUCAAAGCCUCAGUCCCCCAGUUAGAAUGGUUUUGGGUUUGGGGACAUAGUUCACUUAAUUUAUUACUAAGUGAAUUUUAUUUCAGGAUAGAUAAGAUAAUCGUGCCAUAAGCUACCUGCCUUGUGGCUGCCGAUGUUGCGCACUGAAGUGGCAAUAAAUGUGUUCUGAGUUGAACAGAGGCACCUUUGUUUAGAGGGCAGGACUAAACAUAUGCUUCUUAACUACCUAUGAUUAAGCUAGAAUUCAUUAACAUUGCACUAACAACUACAUCUAAAUAGUCAUCUAAUGCUUUUUAUAUAAAUUCUUCUUAUUUUUAUUUUGUACUUGGGGAUAGUAAUUGAUGUAUGCAGAUACAUGUGCUUCUGGGUCACAUAAGAGGUACUUGUCAUGAUCAACAAACUGCAAAUGUUUAACAAGUUAAUGUCUCUUGACUUCUUGUGCCAUUCUCUAAAUGCAGUGCCAAAAUCUACAGCUUUAUGCUUUCUUUUCCAUCCGCACAAGUUAAAUUCACUGCUCAGGGUACAUAAAGACACAUUGAAGAUAAACUACUUUUUUUUUUUUAUUCACAGCAAGAUAUUUAUUCUACUACAACUGAUUUGCCUUGUGGAACAGUUAUUGUUCUCAAAGAUGCCAUAUUUUAGUGUGCCGUCCGUGUCUGCCUUGUGACUUUAUUAGCCUUAUUAGCUAAACUAACCAUUGCCAACCUUUGCACAGACGACCCUUACAGUGAGGAAAUCCUCACGUCUGCGCACAGCGAUAGGCUUGAUGCUUUGUAACUUUACAUUUUCUUGAGUAUGAACAUUGCAAAGUGCAUGAGAAGUUUUAUUGUAAAAUGAGACGCCUGAACAUGUUUGUCUGAUCACUAGCACGAGAGUAAAGCACACUACCAGUUGAAACAUCUAAAUGCCUUGCUUGUAAUUAAUUAUAUUAUAUUAAAUAAUACUAUUCCUAUAUGUAGAAUUGCAGUGGGAUUGAUGCAUUUUUCAAAUGAUUCUGCUGCUUUUUGUUGGAUGACAAACUCUUGCUGUAAACUGUCUUUGUGUUGCUUUCCUACCACCAAACUACUAUACAGAGCAGCUUUUAUUAUGAAGUUACACAGCAACACUCCAAAAUGCUUAAUCAUUUGGAAUAACAUUAUUAAUCUUUGUGGCAGGCAGGUAGAGAAACUAGAUGAACAGAUGUUCACAAUACUGUGAAAUGUCAGAUAUGCACCGAUAAACAUCAUUUAAAAGAUUUUGUUAAAACACUGAAUAAAAUAACCAACCAAUAUUUAAUUGUUCAGGUUUUUGUUGAAAUCCAUCCAGAUAUUAUCAGUUUGACAAAGCAGAGUUUGAAAUACGAAACAAAAAGUUUCUUAGAGUUAAACUUUUAUUUUUUUUACUUUAUUUGCUGCUGUGAAGGGAUACUUGCUAAAUGUACUGACUUUAUGAGGGUAGACUAGCAAAGAAAACAAAAGAUAUUGUAACUGUCUUCAUCCAUCCAGUAUAUGUUUAUUUUUGUGUGAAAACUUUAAGUGCCAUCAAGAAAAUCACAAUAUAUAAUCUACAUAUACAGGGUUCUUCAAUAAGAAUGAACCGAUUUCGUUAUGCAAUAUUUUAAUAAGGAAAAGCAAUAGAAAACUCCAGCCAAGUCACAAGUAUUCUAUUCGUAAUCAACUUUUAUUUCCUGUUUUACAAGUAAGUGUUCAAUGUGCUUUCAAUGGUUGCUUUUAUCAUUUGUAUCAACUAACCCUACAGCACACAUAAAAAUGCUGUUUUUGCUGUAUAUGAUCGCAAUGUAAAGUGAUUUUCAGGGUUGAUACAUUAUUGUCAUUUCACUAAAUCCAUCCAGAUAUUAUCAGUACGACAGCAGAGUUUGCAAUACGAAACAAAAAGUUUCUUAGAGUUAAACUUUACCUUUUUUUUUCUUUUUGUCAAAAUAGAAAAAAACAGCCUAAAAGCACCUUUUAAAAAAAAAACAAAGAAUGUUUUUAGUAGGUCUGAGUGCAUUGAGAAAUACAUGAUUGGAACAGAUUUCUUUCUGAUACAGAGCACACACCAUUUUUUUAAAGAAUGUUUUUGGGUCAAAGUUUAUUGAUAGCUUUUGCACUUUGCACUUCAGCAAACAUGGUGAUGAAUGUAAAAAUACAUCAAAACAGAUGCCCAAAAGGUCCAACGGUUGCUUUUAUUAUUCAUAUCAACUAACCUACAGCACACACUUUAUGUCCUUAUCUUUGUAACUGGCCCUCAUAAAAACGCUGUUUUUGCUGUAUUUGAUAGCAAUGUAAAGUGAUUUCCGGGGUUGAUACAUUAUUGUCGUUUCACUGAUAAGAUUUUAAUGUGUAAUCAUUAACAUCUUUUACAUAUUAAAAGAUUGUUUGUUA